Vitis riparia (riverbank grape) is the source of this 567-nucleotide messenger RNA. Its product is annotated as mitogen-activated protein kinase kinase kinase 17-like. The coding region runs from base 1 to 567 and encodes 188 amino acids. The record is from RefSeq and is a predicted model, not a curated record. Gene Ontology annotation, biological process: protein phosphorylation. The transcript has 2 exons. Lineage: Eukaryota; Viridiplantae; Streptophyta; Magnoliopsida; Vitales; Vitaceae. Gene Ontology annotation, molecular function: ATP binding; protein kinase activity.
AUGGGCCACAAGCUAGGCCAAGGAAGCUUUGCGUCUGUAUACUCUACAAAAUUGAGAUCAAAAUCACCAAUUGUUUUCAUUGAUGAUAAUGGCGGCAGUUGCAUCAUGCCCUCUGAAUUGGCGGUGAAAUCAGCAGAAACCUCCAAAGCGUCAUCCCUCCGCAGAGAAAUGGAGAUUCUUGGUGUUCUGAAUUCCAGUUCGUAUGUGGUGCACUAUUAUGGGGAUGAAAGCACAAGGUCCGAUGAUGGAAAACUUUACUACAAUAUAUUGCUGGAGAAGUGUUGUGGGGGUAGUUUGGGUAGUCGGAUCAGGAAUUCUGGUGGGGUUGGUUUGCCGGAGAAUGAGGUGAGGUGCUAUACUCGGGAUAUAGUUCGAGGACUCUGUUAUAGUCACGGCCAUGGUUAUGUCCAUUGCGACAUAAAACCCGAUAAUAUUCUACUAGUGCCGACUUGUUGCAAUGGUUUCAGAGCAAAGAUUGGUGAUUUUGGGUUGGCCAAGGAAGCCUAUUAUAACCCUGCGGAUGAGGAUGAUGAGGAAUGCAGUGGGGUGAGAGGUGAAAUGAAUUAA